Messenger RNA from Colletotrichum godetiae, 837 nucleotides. Its product is annotated as methyl-CpG-binding domain-containing protein 4. Gene Ontology annotation, cellular component: nucleus. The record is from RefSeq and is a predicted model, not a curated record. NCBI's taxonomy places the organism in Eukaryota, Fungi, Ascomycota, Sordariomycetes, Glomerellales, Glomerellaceae. The annotation marks the transcript as partial. Gene Ontology annotation, molecular function: DNA binding; catalytic activity. The transcript has a single exon. Gene Ontology annotation, biological process: DNA repair.
CUGGCUGUGAAAUCGCCCUUCUUCAAUCUGCCUUCACCAGCCAAACAGUCUCCUAGAUCGAAACGCGGCGCUGGUCUUGUAUCAACGAUCCCCUUUCCGCGACUUUCGGCUCCGAAAUUUGGUCUCAUUCAAGAAGAGUUUGCACACGAGCCGUUCUGGCUGCUUGUGGUAGUGACCUUCCUCGUCAAGACAGCUGGGACGCUGGCCAUCCCUACGUUUUACAAGGUCAAGGAACGCUUCCCAACACCCGAGGCUUUGGCCGACCCAGAAGCGACACCGACCAUUACGAGUAUGAUUCGUCAUCUGGGGCUUUCAGUUGUGCGGACAGCAGCGAUACAGCGGUAUGCUCGAGUCUGGCUCGAGAAGCCUCCAACAGGAGGGGUUGUUUACAGAGUGAAGAAUUACGACAAGAGAGAUUUCGAGGCAAGCGUACUUCGACCCGACGGCGAUGCCGGCCAAGGCUCGCCUGAAUUGCCGAAGAAUGAAGACGUCAACGAUGCAUGGGAAAUGGGUCACUUUACGCAAGGCAAAUAUGCCCUCGACAGUUGGCGAAUCUUCUGUCGCGACGAGCUUUUGGGGCGGGCCCAAGACUGGAACGGCAAAGGCGCAGCGCCCAAUCUCCAACCUGAGUGGAUGAGAGUGCGACCCGAUGACAAGGAGCUUCGGGCGUGUCUCCGCUGGAUGUGGAUGCGUGAAGGAUGGGAAUGGGAUCCCGUCACAGGUGAGAAGACAGUUCUUAGAGAUGAGAUGCGAAGGGCAGUGGAUGAAGAGCGCGUCGGAUACGAUGAUGCGGGAGGGUUGAAGAUUCUUGAUAAGCCGCGAUCAGCCUCGAGAUGA